UAAUGACAUAAUAUGACGUCUCUCGUAGUAGGGAGUAUGUGAUCCAAAAAACAUUGCCUAAUUUUCAAUGUAAAUAUUGUUAGUUUUACCUUUUCCAAAUUACAACUACAUGAAAGACAAAUUUAUUGCAUAAAAUAUCAAAAUUUUAAAAUUUCCCGGAAUGACAGAUUGCAGUGAUCAAGCAAACGGCCUGGAUGUGCACAAUGUAGAGGGUUCAUCGAAUAUUGAAAUUUUAAAAAAAUUGUGUGCAAGUAAUGCAGAGUAUUUUGAAACCGACACCAGUGAAAAUGGACAACGAUUAUACAUUUCUUUUAUGGGAAUCAAAGAAAAUGUGGAGGAAAUUUCUCAAAAAAUGGCUAGAGUUGCAGUACAAGCACCUAAAUUUGAUUUUGAUGAAAAUACCCCUGGCAAUGGAUACCGAAGUUUCUUGAGCGUGGCUGAAAGUGCUAUUAAUUAUGGAAUUCAAAUAAAUGAGAAGAUCGCGUUAAAACGGAGUAGCGCUUUUUUUAGAAAAACUCAAAUGACUAAGGAAGCUGAAGCUGUGGCACACUUAAUUGCAAGUUUGGACACAUGUUUUAAACACUUGGAGGUAUUAUUGUCUGGGAGCUCUUCAGGAAACUUAUUCCCAGACGAAGACCAUUCCACACCUGAAGUGCUGUCUAAUUAUGAAGACAUCAAUCAAUAUUGCUUUUAUGGACGUCCUUUGGGAUUUCAAUUUUGUCAAUCUAUCAGAAACCUACUGCAAUUUAUAUCUAUGUCUAUGGCAAUAUUUUCUGAAAUUUACUAUAAUCAAGGUUCAUUUCUCUCCAAAGCCACAUCAUCUCUAAAGGCAACUUCAAAAUAUGUAAAUGACCCAGAACAAAGAGCCAGAAGGAUUGUAAAUAUUUCCCAAAAUGCGAGUGUAGAUUUCUGUAAAGCCUUUUGGUUUCUCUCAGAAAAUGAAUUGAUGACUAAUAUGCCAUAUGUGGUGACACCAACUGUGGCAGUCUCAAGAGUUAUCAAUUUACCACCUGAACCCUUUACUCUGGAAGUGAAUGGUAAAGAAGUUGAAGUACCAGUUCCAAGUUCCCAUACUGAUACAAAGCCUAUUCAAGUGCGCCUUAUAAGUUAUGAAGUGCAUGAAGGGAUGAUUGGUGAAGCUACAACCAAAAUUAAGUGCAAGCCACCAGCUAGAGGCCUAUUAAUCCACUGCCAUGGAGGUGGCUUUGUAGCUCAGUCUUCAUUAUCACAUGAAUGUUACUUAAGAGGAUGGGCUAAACAAAUUCAAGUACCUAUUUUAAGCAUUGAUUACAGUUUGGCCCCAGAAGCGCCGUUUCCCAGGGCAUUGGAGGAGAUUACUUAUGCUUAUUGUUGGGCUUUAAAGAACUGCCGCCUCUUGGGAAGUACAGGUGAAAGAAUAGUAGCAGCUGGGGAUUCAGCAGGAGCAAACUUACUGCUUUCAACCACCUUAAAAUGCCUCCAUUUGGGCCUUCCACCCCCAAUGGGCCUAUUCGUAGCAUACGUGCCUACUGUAAUAAAUUUCGUUCCUUCACCAGCUCGGUUAUUAUGCAUGAUGGAUCCAUUGUUGCCCUUCGGGUUUUUGAUGCGUUGCUUAAAAGCCUACGCUUGUCCGGGAGCUUGUGGAGAAAUGCAGAAUAGAGGAGCAACUAGCGAACAAACUUCCGAUACUGAAAGCUUCGAAGAAAUUUCCGAAUCAGAUCUGAUGGAAUUACAAGCUCACAAAUCCCCGAUUUCUGAGACUUCAGACACUUUAACUUACGGAUCUUUAAAUUCGAAUGACGAUAACAGGAAUAUCAAAGAUAUAGAUCUUCAACCAUCAGAUAUUGAAAAUAGCCAGAAGUAUGUGUCUGAUUUUUUGGAAAAAUACGUUUUAGACUCUGAUACAGAAACUGACGGGACAAGGGUACCUGUAUUAAAACACGAAAGCGCGACUUCUUCCCAAUCACUUGAUGAUUCUCUACAAAACAGAGUUACUAAUUUAUUUACAAACUUAAAAUGGCGUUUUAAUAGCUGGAUUGCCCAGAAGGCCGCAGCCGGUGUUGACUUUGUGGUUCCAAGAAGUGCAAGCGCUGCUGAGAAAUGUUUGGAUUUGGAGAAACAGAAUAAGUUAUUGGACGAAUUUAAAUUUACAGUUCCCAAAGAUCCAUACCUAAGUCCAUUUUUCGCUGCCAAAGAAGAUUUAGAACGAUUUCCUCCUGUACGGGCUUUGACCAUUCAUCUGGAUCCCUGUUUAGAUGAUUGUGUAAUGUUCUGUAAAAAAUUGAAGGAACUAAAUAAAGACGUCCAUUUGGAUAUACUUAGCGAUUUGCCGCACGGAUUUUUAAAUUUUAGUUUGGUUUCUAAAGAAGCUUUUGAGGGUUGUAAGCUUUGCAUACAAAGAAUUAACGAGCUAUUGGAUCUAGAUAAUUUACCCCCUCUAGAAUAACUUUUUAUAGAUAAAAGGAACAGUUUAGACCUAGAAAUACUAGUUUUUAGACUUCACUCUCAGAGAAUAAACAUCUUUAAAGAUUUCUGUCCAGUAUAUUCAUAGAGUAUUUUUUAUACAAAUUUGAGGUAUGUUGUAGAUGUCUACUUUUCUGGUAAAAUAUAUUAAGUCAAUUUUAGUAUUACUAUGAAAUAUUUUGGUUGGUAGACAUAUCUAAGAAAACCCAGUGGAUUUCAAAUAUUUGAACUGUGUAAAAAUUGUCUGGUUUUCUUUUUAGAAAUUCGUAUAAUUUUGUCUGAGUACUCUUUUUUGAAGACGGGUGUUGUGUUAUUUGUUUAGAUUAUAUUGUGGUAGUACCUGUUCAAUUUCUCUUUCUUUGAUGGCUGUGUUGAGGAUCACGUUGUUCUUCGCUUUAAAGGUUUAUCAUUUGAUGAUUUUCUUAUAUUUUUUUUUUAGCUUUUUGGCAAAAUUAAUAGUUGCAUCAAAUUAUAAAUCCAGGGCAGUAUUAGGCAAGAAUUGUACUUGCAUUAAUUCCUUCAUAUACCAAAAUACCAAAGUGAACUUGUUGCGUAACUAAUAGUGAUAAUAAUUAUUGUUGUGUAGAUCUGAUUGUCAAUAUUUAUACAACGUAUUUAUUGGUACUAACUGUGUAAACAAUAAAUUCUUAAUCGAA
Zophobas morio is the source of this 3098-nucleotide messenger RNA. Its product is annotated as hormone-sensitive lipase. The record is from RefSeq and is a predicted model, not a curated record. The coding region runs from base 161 to 2425 and encodes 754 amino acids. Gene Ontology annotation, biological process: cholesterol metabolic process; triglyceride catabolic process. The transcript is spliced from 9 exons. Gene Ontology annotation, molecular function: sterol ester esterase activity; triacylglycerol lipase activity. Lineage: Eukaryota; Metazoa; Arthropoda; Insecta; Coleoptera; Tenebrionidae. Gene Ontology annotation, cellular component: cytosol.